Molecule: messenger RNA, 1128 nt
Organism: Psilocybe cubensis
Lineage: Eukaryota; Fungi; Basidiomycota; Agaricomycetes; Agaricales; Agrocybaceae
Exons: 6
Coding region: 1-1128 (375 amino acids)
Source: RefSeq, a predicted model, not a curated record
AUGACGGGCGAAGAAGCUCCCGUAGGGCUUAUCAGUUCACUGGAGGCAAGAUGGGUUGAGAUAUAUCCUUUCCUUUUGCAACACGGGUACAUGCUUCGUCCCAGAUACCAUCCAAACUGGAAGCCUUCUUGGAAAGGACCCUGGAACUUUUACAAGGACAAGUUUAAGUGUCCUGACUAUAUUUCAACUCUAAAACAUAAACUCAUGGAUGCUACUCGCGUUAGUGACGGCGCAAGAGUAGUAAUAAAGCGAGUCUUCCUUGAGGAAGAUAAUGUACCCCUCCUGGAAUAUUUGAAUUCUCCUGAAAUGCGCGCGGACCCCAGAAAUAAUACGGUUCCCCUCCUCGAAGUGAUACCUUUACCGUCGCAGUACAAAAUGGCCAAUUCACGCGAAUCGGCAGUGCUCCUGGUAAUGCCUCUCCUUUUUCCUUUGAUGAGUUGGAGCUUCCCGUUCCAGCAUGUCAGGGAAAUUGUGGAAGUAAUUGAACAGCUCAUUAAUGGACUUGCAUUUCUCCACGAACACCGCAUCGCUCACAGGCUUGUUCCCAAUGCUCAUGUUCCACCCGCUCGUUCUGAUGUCUGCAGCUUUCACUAUGUCCGAGACUGGCUUCAUCCUGACGGUAAGUCUCGGCCUGUCUUCAAAGACCGUUGUUUGGUUUCCCCAGUAAAAUAUUACAUGAUUGAUUACGAGACUGCCGAAUACUUUCCUCCAAACGUUUUAUCCGAGGGACGAUAUGGUCAAAUCAAGACAGUUCCGGAGUGGUCUCUGGACGCACCUUACGACCCUUUUAAACUGGACGUGUACCAACUAGGAUGCCAAGUAAAAGGGUUUGCAGAAGAGUACAAAGGCUUAAAAUUUUUGAAACCACUUUACAUUGCGAUGACACGCGACAACCCUGAUCUCAGGCCUACUGCGGCUGAAUCCCUUCAAAAAUUCAAGAAGAUCAUCGACAAAAUGGACCCAGCGUAUCUAAAACGCGAAAUAUGGAUCAAAAGUUUUAAAGCUUCUGACUUCGCUGAACAGAAAGCGGCUAUGGCAUAUUCACCACCCGAAAACCGGCCUGGAAUAUUUCGAUCUACCAAGCAAAACCUGUCCAAUAAUCUUUUCAUAUCGAACCAGAAACGAUGA